UAUCCCACAGAUCAGAAGAGAGGAUACACAGUGGAAGAUUUCUUUGGUGGAGAUAACAAUAUUACAGGAUGGAGCCCGGGUCUCAUAAACUCUACCAUUUACACGGCUUCCACUCCCGGAAUUUGCUAGACACGUACUGUUCCAGUAAAACAGAAAUGCCCUUUGCUCAUGAGGCUUUAACGUAUCCUAUGGAGAAAUUUCACAAUUCUUUUUCCUCAGGUGACUUUAGGGGAGACGUGUUGAUUGACAUCAGUAUUGGUCCCAUCAUACAACAUCUUUAUGCAGCGCAGGAAUAUUUCAGAGAUAUCAUCCUUCUCAAGCCUACUGAGCACUGUAUUGUAGAAGUGAAAAAAUGGACAGACAGCCGAACCGGAGCAUUUGAUUGGUCACACACCACUACACUUGCUACAGAAUUGGCGGGAAAGAGUGACCAAUGUGAGGAGAAGGAAGUCAGACUCAGGGCGGCAAUUACACAUGUUGUAAAAUUCGAUCUCAACAAGGAAAAUCUCACAGACCCAAUUGGGCUACCACAAGCCGACUGCCUUCUGUUCUUUUGUAUUCCGGAAACCAUCAGCAAAGACCUUGAAGAAUUUGUGAGAAACUUCAGGAAAUUCUCAAAGCUUCUAAAACAUGGCGGGCGCAUUAUGUAUUAUGGAGGUUUAAAUUGCACAUUCUAUAUGGUUGGGGGAGAGAAGUUCCAUUCUGUAAAGUAUAAUGAAAGUGACUUGAGAAGUAUGCUUAGUAAUGAGGGGUUUGUUAUCACCCAUUUGGAGGUUUCCCAAAGAAAGGCUGUGACUGAUCUGUCUGAUUUUGAUUCAGUUGUGUUCUGUACAGCUUAUAAAGAACAGAAGAUUUAGGCCUCAUUCACACCAUUGUGUUAGAAAGUUCACAUGAAUUUCAUGAAUAAACAUGUGUUUUUAGUGCAAUUUAAUGUGUAACGUUAAAAUGUAAUACAAGGCAAAAUGUGGGUGGGAGCUUUGAGUGCGUUUUCCAUUAAUUUCUUCCUGGGAAAUGUACCAUGUGAUUUAAAAAAAAUUCUGUGCAUCACCAUGUAUUGCUAUUGGCUAUAAGGCAAAACACAUUUUACCAAAAACUCAUAAAAGAUGCAGAAAGCAUGAUUUGUGGAAAACAAAGUUCACUGCCCCCUUACACAACACAUCGAUGUGAACAGCUUCAUAGAUUAUAAUGACAACUAGUUUUCAUGAGCUUUUAUUAUGCUGUGAUCCUGGGUUGUAGGGCAUAU
Molecule: messenger RNA, 1243 nt
Organism: Rana temporaria (common frog)
Lineage: Eukaryota; Metazoa; Chordata; Amphibia; Anura; Ranidae
Product: indolethylamine N-methyltransferase-like
Exons: 3
Coding region: 69-857 (262 amino acids)
Cellular component (GO): cytosol
Molecular function (GO): N-methyltransferase activity
Source: RefSeq, a predicted model, not a curated record